UUUGGAGAAAGAAGAAAAUUUGGAUGGGAGGUUGGUGGUGGGGAUGAUGAGAGAGGGAUCAGAGGUGAAAGAGAGAGAAACUAAGAAACGAGACAGAAAAAAAGAAAAAUUCUGAAAUCGAGAGAAGAGAGAGAAAGGAAAAAAGCGUCUCAACUAAGAAGAUGGUCGAAGAGAGGGUCCUCUGAGAUCAUCCGGAAAAGGCAGCAAUAGAAGAACAAUAGAAGAAAAAAAAAAGAAAAAAGAGGAAAACACAAUAAGAACUUCAAAUUUUAAUUUGUUUUGAACUUUUGCUGCCUUUUUAUCUGUGUCUCAAUUUGCCCCUACCUGUCACCCCUUCUCAACCAACAUUAUAUUUCCUUCUUAUGCACAACAAAAUUAUCGCAAGAAGGAGUGUUCUUUUCUUGCACCUUUUUGUCUCUUUUGCAUGCUCCACCCAGAGAUAUUGAGUUAAGCGGGUUAUGUAUUAUGUGGAGAAGAGACUUGUAACAAAGAGAUAGCAUCACAAAAGAAAUGAGAGAUCCUGAUCUGAUAUUCAGACCCAAACCUUAGUUUUUCAUGACUUCACCUUAACGUAAAACUUUCCCUAGUUAGUGAGUUUCUUUUGCUUCAUCCCAAUCCUUGCAGAUCGAAGGGUUUCUCUGCAUAAAAUACCUGGAAAUUUUGGAUAUUAUAUAAUAUAGCGUCCUGGCUACCGAGGAAUAUAGAUACUACCUUAAUCAGAUUUUGGCAUCGGCUUCACCAAGAAAUGGAACUAAGAUGGAACACAUUUGGAUUUUGUCUAAGAAUUUAUAUUUUCUUGUUCUCACUGUGGGGAAUCCGAGAUUGUUGGUCCGUUAACGAUGAAGGACUGGCUUUGUUAGCGUUUCAAGCGAGAAUAACCAGUGAUCCCUUUAAUGCUUUGGUGAAUUGGAAUCCCAAUGAUUGUGACCCUUGCGGGUGGUUGGGUGUUCAUUGUGUAGAUGGUAAAGUGCAAGUAUUGGACUUAAAAGGGUUAUCAUUGGAAGGGACGUUGGCUCCUGAGCUUGGCAGACUUAAUCAUCUAAAUUCUAUUGUAUUAUGCAAGAAUAACUUUUCUGGUGCCAUUCCCAAAGAACUUGGAGAUUUACCCAAGCUAGAGUUAUUAGAUUUAAGGGAAAAUAAUUUGUCAGGAAACAUCCCAGCAGAAAUUGGCAACAUGUCGUUAUUAAAACACUUUGUGUGGCAACGUAACUUCAACCAAUGGUACAAAUCAGAUUCAUUGAUUAUUCUAACCAAAGCAAAACUUAAGAAAUUCGCCAAUGCCUUUGCUUGGCCACUAUUCAAACUAGGGAAGACUAGCUCUCAUGGCAAUGAAAAAGAUUAUUGUGACAUUCUGCCCAGUUCUGAUGUGCCAAAGAUAGCCCAAAAUGUACCAGAAAUUGUUAGUUCUACACGUCGUAAGUUACUUCAGUCUAGUGGUAAUAACCUUGCAGCUGUACCUUUCGAUGACAAAACACCAAUAGAGUUUAGCACUGCUCCAACUACCUUCAGUACUGGAGCUAUUCCUGCUGUUCCAGAUGCCACUGAGAAACAAAAUCAGCCUGCAUCCUCAGAUCCUAAUGCUCCUGACGAUGCUUCUGAUGAAAAUCAAUCACAAGAUGCUUCCGAUGGAAAUCAAGAAAGUCAACAUGUAAAUAAUGGUGCUUCUAUCUGGAAGUGGAUAAUUAUUAUUCUUCUUCUGCUGGCUAUUAUUAUCAUAAUUCUUUUAUACAUUAUGCGAAAACGAGCCGCAAAAGUAAUAGGCCCCUGGAAGACAGGAAUAAGUGGACAGUUGCGGAAAGCAUUUAUAACAGGGGUUCCCAAGUUGAAUAGAGCAGAAUUAGAGACAGCCUGUGAAGAUUUUAGCAAUAUUGUUAUUGAUUCUUAUGCCGAGUGCACCAUCUACAAAGGAACAUUGUCUAGUGGAGUUGAGAUUGCUGUAGUUUCUACUCUAAUUACUUCUUCUAAGAAUUGGUCAAAGAGCAUGGAGAUAAGAUACCGCAAAAAGAUUGAUAAUUUGUCUCGCAUAAAUCAUAAGAACUUUAUUAAUCUUAUCGGCUACUGCGAAGAAGAAGAACCAUUCACUAGGAUGUUGGUGUUUGAGUAUGCUCCAAAUGGAAACUUAUUUGAGCAUUUACAUGUUUCGCAUUUGGAACGUAUUGAUUGGAGUGCAAGGGUAAAGAUUAUCAUGGGGGUUGCGUAUUGCCUUCAAUACAUGCACCAUGACUUAAAUCCGCCUAUGGCACAGAGCAAGCUAGCUUCAAAUAUGAUAUUUUUAACAGAUGAUUUUUCUGCUAAGAUUGCAGAGGUUACUUUUAGACAUAUUGUGUCACCAGAGAGCUUGGGUGAUUCAAAUAAAUCUGAUGAUGGGCCAUCCGACAAGAAUAUUGAAACCAACGUUUACAAAUUUGGAGAGUUAUUGCUGGAAAUCAUCUCAGGGAAAUUACCUUACUCGGAAGAACAUGGCAACCUAGUGGACUGGGCUGCUAAGUACAUAAACGAGAAAACAAACCUCAAAGAUUUGGUGGAUCCCAGCCUCGAAUGUUUCAAGGAGAACGAACUUCAUUGCAUUUGUGAUGUGAUCCAAGACUGUAUCAAACCUGAUGUAAAGUCAAGACCAACAAUGAGGGACGUGACUUCCAAAUUAAGGGAAGUGCUUGGUUUGUCACCUGAGCAAGUGGUCCCAAGACUUUCUCCACUCUGGUGGGCUGAAUUGGAGAUCCUGUCAGUGGAGACGACUUAAGUUUCAUUUUACUCUCUUUUAUGUGCUUCAAGUCUCUCUCUUUGACCUCCAUCACCAACCAGAGUGGAAAGUUAAGAUAUCUACUCAAACAAUUUUUUACUUCCUUCACAUCGUUCUUGUUCUUUUCUAAGUCUUCAUCAUUAACACCUUAGAUACUUAUGUCCAAAGGAAACUGUAUUAUGUUGUUUUGCAAGAAAGGUAUAAUAGAUUGUAUUUUUGUUGAAGGAGUUAAUGUAAGGUGUAAAACUUCCAAUAUGUGUUGGCAUAGUAGCCCCCAAUGAACAUACAAGUUUAUAUAUUAAUGUUUAUU
This is a messenger RNA of Vigna umbellata (rice bean), 3050 nucleotides long. Its product is annotated as protein MALE DISCOVERER 2-like. NCBI's taxonomy places the organism in Eukaryota, Viridiplantae, Streptophyta, Magnoliopsida, Fabales, Fabaceae. The record is from RefSeq and is a predicted model, not a curated record. Gene Ontology annotation, molecular function: ATP binding; protein kinase activity; protein binding. Gene Ontology annotation, biological process: protein phosphorylation.